UAUAUAUAUAUAUAUAUAUAUGAUCCUUGUGUUCACUAUUAUUGUUUGCAUUUGCAAUUGAUUUGACUAUCUUAUGAGAUAAUUAAUACAUGUUUGUGUGAAAGAUAGUAGUUUGACUUUAACUUGUAUUAUAUUAGGAAAAAUGUUAUUCAUUUAAAAUAAAUUUUGAAAAUUUUUAUUAAAUUUCUUACAUGGACGUGAGAUUUAUACAAAUUCACAUGUGUUUGAAUUUUAUAUCUAUGUGAGAAAUUUGAUAGAAAAUUUAAAGUUUUGUUUAGAUGCGUUUUCAAAUUAUAUUUCUAUCCUACCACUCCCACUUUAAGUCUGGAUAUGACUUUCAAAAUAGAAUUUUAUCAUAUAUCAUUCAAAAUAUAAUUUGAAAACUCAUUUGGCAGCAUUGUUUUACAUUUUUCUAUUUUCAACAUCUUCAGCCUUCUUUCUCUUUCUUUUUGAAAAACUUUCAUGUUCGUCAUCUGUAAGAAGUUUCACGUGCAAAAAGAAAUAUGUAGGUGAACUGAUCUAUUCGUCUUUCUCUCUUUCAAAGAUCAGGACUGAAUAUUCGUCACGGGUAGUGUUCUUAGAGAACUUAGAGUAUAUUAUAAAUUAUAUUUGUGAACUCGCUCCCUACUCAUGCCAUCUCUCACAAAUCAAGUGAGUUACAAUUUAUGCGUUGUGGAAGAUUUAUUUUACGGGCAACCAAACAACGAUGACACCGAGGUCAAAUUUAUCAAACUUAUUGUCGAAUCAGACGAUUAUCAAAGAGUUGCACAUUCAGUCACUGUACUCACUCCAUCACCGGUGAUAAUUAUUCAACUCUCACUAAUUUGGGGGUCUUAUCCUGUGCAUCCACACAAGGAACCCUUGACUCUGGUGAAGAAGAUGAAAUGUUUAAUAAAUUUUGGAGUCCUGAAGCGGCUAAGAGUAAUGCUGCUGAAGUCAUUCCUGUUGAUUUAUUCGGCGAUGAGUACAUGAAUCCAACGAAGGGCAAAAGUCACAAGAAGGGCCUUAUAAGCAGUCAGAUUGACAGUGGUCGUUCCAAAAAGUCACGGUCAAGUGAGUUUGAUGAUGUGUGCGCAGCUUUCACAUUCUACGUAAGGCAAAAACAUAACAUUCACAUGCAUGAUCAAAUGACACAGAGACUGUAAGUGCAGGUAGUGAUGAGUAUUCCCUUGAUACAUGUUAAGAUGCAUUGUUAGAGCAUGGGGACAUACCACUGGUGCAGUACAUUAGGGCACUGACAUUGUUUAAAGACAAGGAAUGACGAAAGUUUUUUAUGCGUACUCCUACCCAUAUGCGCCUAGCUAUGAUCCUAGUUUUGCAAUGAAGUGAGAAUUUGUGUUUUGAUUGAGUUAGCAAUUCUCAUUGUUGUUUUGCAAGAUGAUUUGAUGUUUUACAUCAAUAUGUUGUGUUAUAAACAAGAUGACUACAUAUUAAACAAAUUUUCUUCUUGUAUAUAUUUUAGUAGAAACUGGUAAAUGACUAAUGCUGACUAUUCAUGUAGUCACUUUUUAA
Camellia sinensis is the source of this 1512-nucleotide messenger RNA. The record is from RefSeq and is a predicted model, not a curated record. Lineage: Eukaryota; Viridiplantae; Streptophyta; Magnoliopsida; Ericales; Theaceae.